Messenger RNA from Thrips palmi, 2505 nucleotides. Its product is annotated as mitochondrial import inner membrane translocase subunit TIM44. The transcript is spliced from 7 exons. Lineage: Eukaryota; Metazoa; Arthropoda; Insecta; Thysanoptera; Thripidae. The record is from RefSeq and is a predicted model, not a curated record. The coding region runs from base 135 to 1472 and encodes 445 amino acids. Gene Ontology annotation, biological process: protein import into mitochondrial matrix. Gene Ontology annotation, molecular function: protein-folding chaperone binding. Gene Ontology annotation, cellular component: mitochondrial inner membrane.
AGUGAAAAGGGGAGGGGGAACCAUGUGCAGCGGCUUACGGAAAAGAAACAGAGGGCCUCUCUAACCUUCAAUUGUUGCAUCAGAAGGCCGUCUGUGGCUUAACCUGGGGGCGAAAACACACAAAAUUUAAGAAAAUGAUUCGGCAUUCGCCUUCAGCCCUCAAGCCAUGGCUAGUAGUUGAAAGGCUUCCGAUCAAAAACCGCUGGCUAUACCCUCCUGUAACAACACAACUACAUCUGCCAAUCCCCAAUUAUGAAACUCAGUACCGACCAUAUUCAAACCCAUCAGGUAGGCCAAGCCUGUGGGGUAGAUUUAUGGACAAUGUCAAACAAGAGAUGGCUAAAAAUAAAGAAAUGAAGGAAAGUUUGAAAAAAUUUCGUGAAGAAAGGGAAAAGCUGGAACAAUCUGAUGCUCUUCGGAAAGCAAGGCAGAAGUUUGAGUCUGUUGAGUCAGAAGCAACCAAAAGUACUGAAGUACUGAAAGGAAAGAUUGGUGCUUUAAAAGGGAAGGUCCAAGAAGCCAUGGGAGAAGUUGGGAAAACCGAAUUUGCUAAGAAAGCUGGCCAAAUCACUGACGAUUUGGGAAAGUCUGCCAAAGAGGCAGCUGAGAAAUUGUCUGAACAAGGUCAAACCAUAGGGAAAAGUGGAGCUUUCAAGACUGUCACUGAGGCUGCAGAAGUUGUAAAGAAAGAGCUUGACAGUGGUUAUCGUGGGAAUGUUUAUCAAGCUCCAACUGAGCUACGCAAGCGUCGAGAGACUGGAGAUUCAGAAGAUUUGAAGCCUGUUGAGCCUAAUACUGAGGCUCUGGGUAUGGAACUUCAUAAGGACUCAAAGUUUUAUCAAAGUUGGCAAAACUUUAAAGACAAUAAUCAAUACAUAAAUAAAGUACUUGAUUGGAAAAUGAAAUAUGAUGAAAGUGACAAUCCCCUUGUCAGAGCAUCUCGAGCUGUUACUGAAAGGGUCACUGAUAUCAUGGGAGGCCUUUUCCAAAAGACUGAACUAUCAGAAACACUGACCGAAAUUUGUAAAGUAGACCCAAAUUUUGACCGUCUCCAAUUUUUACGCCAUUGUGAGACUGAUAUUAUUCCCAACAUUUUGGAAGCUAUGGUUCGUGGAGAUUUGGAAAUAUUGAAGGACUGGUGUCAUGAAGGUCCUUUUAAUAUACUCUCCACUCCUAUUAAGCAAGCCCAGAAGAUGGGUGCCCGUUUUGAUUCUAAAGUACUUGAUAUUAAAGACGUUGAUCUCACAAUGGGCAAAAUGAUGGAUCAGGGCCCUGUUCUUGUUAUUAGUUUUCAAUCACAGCAAAUUAUGUGCCUGAGGGAUGCAAAAGGUGCUGUCUUGGAAGGAGAUCCUGAAAAAGUUCUUAGAGUUAUGUAUGUAUGGGUAUUAUGUAGAGAUAUGUCUGAAUUAGAUCCAAAAGCCGCCUGGAGACUUCUUGAUUUAUCAGCACACAGCACAGAACAAUUAUUAUGAAAAGAUUUCUUGUUGUAUUAGGACUUGAAUACUGUUGUGCUAGUGAGAGCUUCAGUUUCUCUUCAAAUUUAUGUUGUAUUGAGGAAGGUGGAUUUGCACUUUCAACUUAGAAAAAAUGUAGAGUUUAAUUUAUUUUUUUAUACCUUUUUUUUUUUCUAAUGGAAACUUUUAAAAGUGCAAAUACUUGUUCCUUUUUUUGUUAUUUUGUUGAUCAACUGAGAGAAACUUUUGAAGCUUUCUCUGAGCUGUGCAUCAUACUACCCGCCUGAACUUUUCAUUUGUGAUCAAGAGUACUGUUUGUCUCAUUUGCUGGUUCAGAAGUGAAGUACCAUCACUUCAUGUAUGUAUGUGAUAAUCUUCUUGUUAAUGUCAUAUUCUGUUUGCAUGACCCUGUUCUGUUUUUGAAUAAUAUUUAUGUACUUGACGCCGGCUGAAUGAAACAUUUCCUUGCCGUUAUCAUGAGUACAUCACCAUGCUUUUCAAAGAAAAGCUAUGUGAAGAACUUUUGAGGCAACAAUGGAUUAAUUAUCCCUCACAGUAUUUCCUAGCAAUCAAAGGACCCAAACCACUAUCCAUAGUGCUGAUUUAAUUUUUUUUUCCCAUCAUAAAAUAUUUGGGGAGAAAUAAUAUUCCAUCAUCAUACAUAUGUACAGUGCAAGGGGGGCUGGGGGCUGCAAGUUAACUUGCCAGUCACACCCACUGCAUUUUCUCAAUAAUGUCAACUGGUUGAUCUUUGUGAGUGAGUAGGCCUUGAAGCCAAUCAACUGCUUUUGAUUGUUACUGUUUAAAUUUUAUGGACAUCUAGGGGUAUCUUAAUUAGACUUGUAACAUCCCCAUUCCGCAUAAUUUAAAUUGGUAACUAAUGAUGCACAUUGGUAAAAUACCCAUUGGCAUCUGGCUCUUAAGAGUCUUAUCCACUAGUCAAAUUUUGGCAAAGUUCUAGUGUUUUUUCUCUCCUUUGAUUCCAAUGUAAAGGAUAGUUUGAAGAAGAGGAAGAAAACUUUGUUAGAUAAAAGGACAUGUAAAAAUGAUA